UUUUAUUAGACCGUUGUGAAAUCAAAUUCUUUUUUAUAAGCUAGACAAAAACUCUGCGACGAAGAAAAACAGAACAAAGCUUCUUCAGUUUCAUCAACAAUGGCAGGGGCUAACGGAAGCUCUCUGUCGCAAACCUUCCAACAAAAACAAACCCUCGACUGUCUCUUCACUUCCCUCGAUCCCAAAUCUCUGAUCCUCUCCCAAUUCGGGAACGAUCAAAAACCCAAUCUUCUCCAACUCACAACAGAGAGCUUCGUCAUGGAGAGAGGACCCAGGUACAAAGCCUACGCCGAGUUGAGGGAAUCAAAUCUGAGAAAGAAGAACAUCGGACAACAACAAACCAAAGAACACGAAUCGAAUCUAUCUCCACCGAAGAAACAAGUCAAAAUUCAGGGCAACUUUCCGGCAACACCACCGAAUAAGCGAAGAGGGUCCUCUGUUGUGGCUCAAUCGGUGCCCGAUUUCUCGGCGGCAUUGAGGAAAGAGAACAGGAAGCCGGCGAGUAUGUUGCCACCGUUGAUGGAGAAGUCGUUGACGCCUCCGGCGGUGAAGAACUCGAAGCUAUAUGGGUUGAAAUCGGGGGGAGGGAGUAAGUCUGCAAAUUUGGGGGAGAAGAGGAAUGGUGGAUUGAUGGGAAGGAAGAGCUAUGCGAGUAUGGAGGAAUUGAAGGGGUUGUCAUCGGCUGCUGCGAAUGCAAUUAAUGGAGAAAACAGGGGAGGGAGAGGUGGAAGAGGGGUUGCCAAGACUGUUCUGGGUUACAGACAGUACUGAAUUUCAUUGUUUGGUUCCAUCUUCAAAUUUGUUAAAGAUUUUCUGUUUUAUUAUCAUUAUUAUUUUUUUGGGAUUGAAUUUGAUUCUUUUAUUUUUGUUUUGAGUUCUCAGAGAGCGUUUAUGAGAUCUCUGUUUUCGGGUUUCCUUCAGAUUGUAAAGCUUUCAUUUGAGUCUGAUAAUAAUAGUAUACAGAAGUUGUUUUAUGCUCUGCUUUUCUAA
Camellia sinensis is the source of this 990-nucleotide messenger RNA. RefSeq lists its product as uncharacterized. NCBI's taxonomy places the organism in Eukaryota, Viridiplantae, Streptophyta, Magnoliopsida, Ericales, Theaceae. The record is from RefSeq and is a predicted model, not a curated record.